UUGCGCGAGGUGUUCGAGGUGUGCGGCCGCGAUCCCGACGGCUUUCUGCGCGUGGAGCGCGUCGCGGCGCUUGGACUGCGCUUCGGCCAGGGCGAGGAGGUGGAAAAACUUGUGAAAUAUUUGGAUCCCAAUGACCUGGGGAGAAUCAACUUCAAGGACUUUUGCCGGGGAGUGUUCGCCAUGAAAGGGUGUGAGGAGCUGUUGAAGGAUGUACUGUCGGUGGAAAGUGCAGGGACACUGCCCUGUGAGCCUGAGAUCCCAGACUGUGUGGAGCAGGGCAGCAAGGUCCCAGACCCUACUUUUACUGAUGGCGAGUUCAUCUCCAGAGAGCCCGGCUUCUUUCCUGACGAUGAUGAGGAGGAGGUGAUGGCGCUGGCCCCACCCGAGGGCCCUCAGGAGUCCGACAUGGACAGCCCGGUGGAGAGCACCCGGAGCCUGGAGGAGGGGUCUGUCGGAUGUCCAGCCGAGGAAAAGGACGGGGGCCUCGGAGGCCUGUUUCUACCAGAGGACAAGUCCCUGGGCCACACUCCAUCCAUGACCACAUCGGACCUCUCCACACACUCCACCGCCUCGCUCAUCAGCAACGAGGAGCAGUUUGAAGACUACGGGGAGGGGGACGAUGUUGACUGUGCCCCCAGCAGCCCUUGCCCAGAUGAUGAGACCAGGACCAACGUCUACUCAGACCUGGGGUCUUCCGUGUCUUCCAGUGCGGGGCAGACGCCCAGGAAAAUGCGUCACACGUACAACAGUGAGCUGCUGGAUGUUUACUGCUCUCAGUGCUGCAAGAAAAUCAACCUGCUGAAUGAUUUGGAAGCUCGGCUGAAAAACCUAAAGGCCAACAGCCCCAACCGAAAGAUCUCCAGCACGGCCUUUGGACGGCAGCUCAUGCAUAGCAGUAAUUUCAGCAGCAGUAACGGCAGCACGGAGGACCUGUUCCGGGACAGCAUUGACUCUUGUGACAACGACAUCACAGAGAAGGUGAGCUUCCUGGAGAAGAAGGUGACGGAGCUGGAGAAUGACAGUCUGACCAAUGGGGACCUGAAGAGCAGGCUGAAGCAGGAAAACACCCAGCUGGUGCACAGGGUGCACGAGCUGGAGGAGGUGGUGAAGGACCAAGAGACUACGGCCGAACAGGCCCUGGAGGAGGCGGCCAGGCACCACCGUGAGGCCUACAGCAAGCUGGAGCGAGAGAAGAGCACGGAGGUGGAGCUGCUCAACACACGGGUGCAGCAAUUAGAGGAAGAAAAUACCGAGCUUAAAACAACCGUGACUCGGCUCAAAUCGCAAACCGAGAAGCUGGAUGAGGAGCGGCAGCGAAUGUCUGACCGGCUGGAAGACACCAGUCUGCGGCUCAAGGAUGAGAUGGACCUAUAUAAGCGCAUGAUGGACAAGUUGCGGCAGAACCGUCUCGAGUUCCAGAAGGAGCGGGAGGCGACUCAGGAGCUCAUUGAAGACCUGCGGAAGGAGCUGGAGCAUCUGCAGAUGUACAAGCUGGACUGCGAGCGGCCAGGCAGGGGCCGCAGCGCAUCAUCCGGCCUGGGCGAGUUCAAUGCCAGGGCCCGUGAGGUGGAACUGGAGCAUGAGGUCAAGCGGCUCAAGCAGGAGAACCAUAAGCUGCGGGAUCAGAACGAUGACUUGAAUGGACAGAUCUUGAGCCUCAGCCUCUAUGAAGCAAAGAACCUCUUUGCCACUCAGACCAAAGCCCAGUCUCUGGCUGCAGAAAUAGACACAGCUUCACGUGAUGAGCUAAUGGAAGCCCUGAAGGAGCAAGAGGAGAUCAACUUCCGUCUGAGACAGUACAUGGACAAGAUCAUCCUCGCCAUCCUGGACCACAACCCCUCUAUCCUUGAGAUCAAACACUGA
Chrysochloris asiatica (Cape golden mole) is the source of this 1863-nucleotide messenger RNA. It is a transcript of the gene RAB11FIP4, whose product is annotated as RAB11 family interacting protein 4 (class II). The transcript has 15 exons. Gene Ontology annotation, biological process: endocytic recycling; regulation of cytokinesis. Gene Ontology annotation, cellular component: recycling endosome membrane; endocytic vesicle; cleavage furrow. Gene Ontology annotation, molecular function: calcium ion binding. Lineage: Eukaryota; Metazoa; Chordata; Mammalia; Afrosoricida; Chrysochloridae. The record is from RefSeq and is a predicted model, not a curated record. The annotation marks the transcript as partial.